AUGCUGGAGUCGCGCGCGCGCGAGGCGGCGGCGUGGGCCGCAGAGGCGCACAUCCAAACCGACGGCCAGGAUCAUGAAGACCUCAUGGACUGCUGGUUGGCGAAACGCCAUGCCCCCCCGCCCCAGGCGCCGCGCGCGGACGGCCCAGCGAACCCCGACCAUGAACCGCCCGAGGAUCCUGGAGGGUUCGGGGUGCAGGAGCUGGACUUGGGAUUGGGGGCUGGGUGGGAGACUUGUUCUGGACUCAGUACCCGCUGGCAGCCGCACCGGCUUCUUCUUCAGUCGGACGUCGAGGGCACGAAUCCGAGGGUCAAGCAUGGCUUGUUUUGCUGUCGGCGCGACGCAGUGAGCCCCGAUGGUGAAUUAACCCUGGCUGUGUCCGCCGUGUGUCUCGGCCGCGAUAGGGGAGGCACCCGGGAUCAGCUCGGGCGUAUGUGUUACGGAUAG
Prorocentrum cordatum is the source of this 447-nucleotide messenger RNA. The record is from the annotation of a GenBank genome assembly. Lineage: Eukaryota; Dinophyceae; Prorocentrales; Prorocentraceae.